Choloepus didactylus (southern two-toed sloth) is the source of this 2500-nucleotide messenger RNA. RefSeq names its product mitochondrial amidoxime reducing component 1 (gene MTARC1). Gene Ontology annotation, molecular function: pyridoxal phosphate binding; molybdenum ion binding; molybdopterin cofactor binding. Gene Ontology annotation, cellular component: mitochondrial inner membrane. The transcript is spliced from 7 exons. The record is from RefSeq and is a predicted model, not a curated record. Gene Ontology annotation, biological process: nitrate metabolic process. Bases 87 to 1106 code for a protein of 339 amino acids. Lineage: Eukaryota; Metazoa; Chordata; Mammalia; Pilosa; Megalonychidae.
GCCACGCUCGGGUCACGCCGCCGCCUCGCGCCCCAUCAGCGCCAGGCCCGCUAGUGAGUCCCCGCCGCGCCCUCAGCCGCUCGGCCAUGGGCGCCUCAGGCUCGUCGGCGCCGGCCCGCCUCGGCCUCCCCGCGCAGCCCCGGCCCGGGUGGCUCGGGGUCGCCGCGCUGGGACUGGCCGCGGUGGCGCUGGGGGCCGUCGCCUGGCGCGGCGCGCGAUCUUGGCGGCGCUGGCGGCGCCGGCGGCUGCAGCAGGUGGGCACCGUGGCGCAGCUCUGGAUCUACCCGAUCAAGUCCUGCAAGGGGGUGCCGGUGAGCGCGGCCGAGUGCACGGCCAUGGGGCUGCGCAGCGGCCACCUGCGGGACAGGUUCUGGCUUGUCAUCAACAAGGAAGGGAACAUGGUUACGGCUCGACAGGAACCCCGUCUGGUCUUGAUUUCCCUGACCUGUGACGGUGAGUCCCUGACCCUCAGCGCAGCCUACACAAAGGACCUGCUGUUGCCCAUCAAGACGCCCACCACGAAUGCAGUACGCAAGUGCAGAGUGCAUGGCCUGGAGAUCGAGGGCAGGGACUGCGGGGAAGAUGCAGCCCAGUGGAUAACCAGCUUCCUGAAGACACAGCCCUACCGCCUGGUGCGCUUUGAGCCUCACAUGCGACCAAGAAAUUCCCACCAAGUCAUAGAUGCGUUCCGGCCCACGGAUCAGAUUGCUUACCCAGAUGCCAGCCCAUUCUUGAUUCUUUCUGAGGCAUCUUUGGCAGAUCUCAACUCCAGGCUAGAGAAGAAAGUUAAAGCAACCAACUUCAGGCCCAAUAUUAUAAUUUCAGGAUGUGGAGUCUAUGCAGAGGAUUCUUGGAAGGAGCUUCUUAUUGGUGACGUGGAAUUGAAAAGGGUGAUAGCUUGUUCCAGGUGCAUUUUAACCACAGUGGACCCGGACACUGGUGUCAUGAGCAGGAAGGAGCCCCUGGAAACCUUGAAGAGUUAUCGCCUGUGUGACCCUUCUGAACGAAAGAAAUAUGGAAAAUCACCUCUCUUUGGACAGUAUUUUGUUCUGGAAAACCCAGGGACAAUCAAAGUGGGAGACCCUGUGUACCUGUUGGCCCAGUAAUGGGAACCCUAUCUCAUGGAAUAUCAGCCUUUUAAAAAUGUCCUCAAAAAUAACACUUGAAGCAGUGUUUGGACCUGACACCUCAGCAUUUUCUUUAGAUCUGUGAUUUCCAAGUUUUCCCUCUUUUGGACUUCCUCAGGUCUCAGUGCUUCUGGUGCCCCAGUGCACAAAGUAAAGCAAUAUAGUAUCGAUAACUUAGUAGGACUUCAGUAAGUCACUUAGAUAAGACAGGAUUCCAAAAAACAAAAACAAAAAACCCUGCUUAAUUAUGACUGCAGAAUAAUUAAUUCUCCUUUUUUUUCCAAUCACUUACCCCUUAGGGAAAGAGAAAGAGUGAGAGGGACAGAAGAAUAUUCGGAAAUGUUUUAUAACUCCUCUGCAUGGUACAUGCAGUGGAAGUUAAUCAGCUCCCCGGAUGGGGCUGGAGUGACAUUUUACUUUUUUCUAUCACUCAUCAAGCCCCGUGAUAGUUUUUGAAAAGGAACAAAGAGCUGACAGUCCAGAAGCGUUCCGAUGUUACUUUCUCCUAGAUCUUGGAUUAGGCACUAUUGUUUCUCAGGCAGUGUCCAUCAGGAUUUGAGAGCAUGCAGCACCUCUGGGCUGAAAUUUUAGGGUUGACAGUCAACCCAGGAGAACAGUAUUGCUGCCAGACUCUGAUCUGGAUUGUGUGAGAAGCAAGACCAACCAGCAAAAACUUGCUUGCCAUGAAGCAAAAUAUCAAAAAUAUUCCACUUUUGGUUAUAAACUUUUCCAAAAAUGUGAGAGUGAACAUGGCACCUGGGAGGGAAGGGCCUCUGAUCUGAUGCUGUCUGAGAUGUCAUUUGAUGUUUCCCAAGGACAUAUUGGUGGCCUAGUUAAUACCAGGGCAAAAAGAAAUGGUCUAAAAAAAGAAGUUGCUACCUACUGGUGCUGAGUGACGUCACAGCCCAUGCUGACGGAAGAUUGAAAAACACCUGUUUUAAUUUUCUAUCCUAGAAUUGUUUUAAAAGGAAGUAGGAUGACCUCCAGGUGCUCAGUGCUUCUCUGUCAUAGGUAUUUUCUUUCCUGCAAGCUCUCGUGAAGGUGGCUGUGCCGUCAUGGUGUCCCCUGGAUUCUUGCUGGUCCUAUCAACCCAUGACUGGGUGCUCCUGCUCAUAUUUAGGGUGAAAAGUUCUGAAGUCUGGAUGAGAAGAAAUGUGAUUGUGUGAUUUGAAAUAAAUCACAGGAUUUUUUAAAGGAGAAAAGGAAAGCAUGUGUCUGUUCCUUUACAAUCUAAGUUUUCUACUACUUGUAACUCCAAAAUAUGAUGGAAUAUAUCUUCCAUUGACAUUUUAUCCUUUGAUUGUAUUAGGAAGUGGGCUAAAUCAUUCAAAAAUAUUUCAAAAACUGGAAAUAAACAGAAGCUACUUUGACUG